AUGGAGACAAUAGGAAAAUUCGUUAAUCCUCAAUCUCCAUGGCGUUGGGAUGAUCAAAGAAAUACAUUAGUUCAUGAUAGGAAUGUAACUGUCGAAAAAGCUGAUAUUAAUUCUGAAACAGCUUCAGAAAAAAUCGAUCUAUGGAAUUUACCACCAGGAAGACGUCCUCCUGUUUAUGAAAAAUAUCCAUUAGAAACAUCAAAAGAUAAAACAGUUGUAUCAAUUGAAGAUAUUAUUCAUAUUGCAUUAAAUAUGGUUAGUGAUACAUAUUUUGUUCCUGAAAAAUUUGCUGAUUUUGUUAAGCGACCAGAACUUGAAGAUUUUUUUCUUCAUUUAAUCAAUUAUUUUUAUUGGUAUUUCGAAUAUAACGAGUCUCAAAUUGUAACAAAUCCACUUUGUGUAGAAUUUGAUUAUGAAGAACGAACUCGUAUAUCGAAUGCUGAAGCUCAUAUGAAUACAGCUCUUUUAUUUGUUGCACAAAAAUAUAGUAAUAUUGUUCUUGGUACUGGCCUUAAACAAUUUCAUCAUUUCUAUUGGAUCGAAGGCCUUGAUGGUGAUCCAUUAACAAAAAAACGAGAUAUUAUUCCAUAUAGUGGUCGUGUAUCACGAACAUUAAUUGAUCGUGGUUAUGCAGAAUUAUUAAUUAUAUUUGCUACAUUUCUUGUAUGGAUUACAUUUGAAAGAAAACAAUUUGAAACAAUUCAAACAGAAAUUGGAAGAAUUAUUCGAACAAAUGCUUUUCCAAAUCCAACUUAUAAAACAAUUCAAAUUCGAACUCGAUCAGUACGUACAACAACGAGUGAUUACACUACAAGUGAAAAUAAUGGAAAUCCAUCAAGUCAUAUGUCAGAACGAAAAAGUACUGGAGCAAGUCAUAAAAGUAUUCGAUCACAAAAAACAAUAGCAACAGCAUCGACCGAUAUGAGCCGUACUUCUAAUGAUAGUAGUAUAAGUGGAACCAAACGACAACCAUUUCAACGAUUAUUAACACAACGAUCACCUGUUGUUGUUACUUUACUUCCAACAGCACGCGAUCAAAGUGCUUGGUUAUUUUCACGACGUCAUGGUAAAAAUGAUGCACCUCCAAAAAAUCCUAAAAUGAUACCUGACAAUGAAUUUCAAAUACGAUAUGAAGUUGGUGUGCUUGGUCAACCGAUGGAUGCGUUAACAUUAAUCGUAAGUGGAGAUACACCAACUGGAAAUACAUCUGCUUCUCAACUGUCACAUAUUGAUAUGAAUCGACGAAGUAGUGGUACUGAUAGUGAUUCACAUUUUUUUCUCGCUCAACUCAAUUCUACAAUGGGUAACAAAAGUUCAAGCAAAAUUGAUCCUACAAUUCUUACACCAAAAGCUAUUCAAAUGCUAAAAGCUAAUACAAAUUUUACUGAAGAACAAAUUCGUGAAUGGCAUGCUGGUUUCUUACGUGACUGUCCCAAUGGACAUCUUUCGAAAGAUCGAUUCGUUACAGUUUAUGAACAAUUUUAUCCAGGUGGUAAAGCUAAAGAUUUUUGCAAGUAUGCAUUUGCUACAUUUGAUCGCGAUAAUAAUGGAACAAUCGAUUUUACUGAAUUUAUGCUAGCUAUUGCAUUGACACAAUCAGGUGAUCUUGAUGAACGUCUUGCUUUAGCAUUUGAUAUGUAUGAUUAUAACAAUACAGGAACAAUUGAUACAAGUGAAAUGGCGAAAGUUAUUUCGGCAAUGUAUGAUCUGACUGGUGAAACUGAUCGUAAAGGUGAUCGUGAUCCAAAACAUCGUGCUGAAGAAAUAAUUCGCAUUUGUGAUGUGACUGGAAAUAAAAAAUUAACGAAAGAAGAAUUCAUCGCUGGAUGUAAAAACGAUCCCGUAAUUCGUCGUCUACUUGUUCCUAAUGCUUAA
Rotaria sp. Silwood1 is the source of this 1875-nucleotide messenger RNA. The record is from the annotation of a GenBank genome assembly. NCBI's taxonomy places the organism in Eukaryota, Metazoa, Rotifera, Eurotatoria, Philodinida, Philodinidae.